Xiphophorus couchianus (Monterrey platyfish) is the source of this 6548-nucleotide messenger RNA. It is a transcript of the gene fgfr4, whose product is annotated as fibroblast growth factor receptor 4. Gene Ontology annotation, cellular component: signaling receptor complex; plasma membrane. The transcript has 21 exons. Gene Ontology annotation, biological process: positive regulation of ERK1 and ERK2 cascade; positive regulation of kinase activity; protein phosphorylation. Gene Ontology annotation, molecular function: fibroblast growth factor receptor activity; ATP binding; fibroblast growth factor binding. The coding region runs from base 630 to 3467 and encodes 945 amino acids. Lineage: Eukaryota; Metazoa; Chordata; Actinopteri; Cyprinodontiformes; Poeciliidae. The record is from RefSeq and is a predicted model, not a curated record.
CGGCCAGCAGCCAGUCUUGUGUCAGGUCUGCAGCGCGGAGGUCGCAGUCGUCUCUCUCUGAUUCUCAGACUGACCGGAUCCGCGGUUCGGCUGCAGACUGAGCUCCGGCCCGGUUCCGGGAGCCGCUGAUCCAGAGACGGGGCCUCCAUGAGCGCUGCGUAAAGGCGCAGAGUCACCAGGAGCGAAACGGACUCGUUUCUCUCCAGCUGUCCUCGUAUCGGUUUUGCCCGGUUUCGGUCUCCAUGGAUGGUUGAGCAGCCCGACACGCCGCGGACUUUGCCCCCGGGAUCAGAGCUCCUUGCCCGGCCAGCAGCUCCGGAGCAGCCGCUGCUCCCGGUUCCUGGAGCGUUUUUUCUUUUUCCCCUUGUUUUGUCCAAACGCGUUCGGUUGGGUUUGAUUUGGAUUCACGGACUCGCUUCAUGGAAGGAGAUUCCCAAUGAAGAGUUCACUGUUCCCCGGAGCGGAUCGGGACUCGCAGUGAUUUACCCCAACCCGCCUCUGCAGGGGCAAACCGGGAGCAGCGGAUCCAGAUUUAGAGACGUCCUGUGGCUCCCUCAGGUCCCGAUGCGUGAGGCCCCUCGCAGGCUUCCUGCUUCUUCCCCGUGAAACUCAGGCGUUGCGUCGGGACGAUGGAGCGCGGCCCCCUGCUGUGUGUCCUCCUGCUCUGCCUGGCGGACAGAGUGGCGGUCCGAAGCGUUCCCCAGAGCAGAACCAAAGAUCUCCGUGCGUCCAGGCCUCUUAUCAUACCAGGGUAUCCAGAAAAUACCACAGUGGUGGUUGGUGGCCAGGCGAAACUCUUAUGCAAAGUCCACAGGCCGGUAUCUACCAAGGUGCAGUGGCUGAAAACAGAUUCUAGCAGCUCAGGACAAACCGAAGCAGGACCGCCUGGCAUCAAGGCCCUGACAACCCUGAAAAGUAAUGGCUCCAAGGUCAGCACCCUCCAUCUGCCCAAUAUCACUAUGGAGGAUGCAGGUGAAUACAUCUGCAUGGCCGAGAGCGUCCAUGGGGGGCGGAUAGCUCAGGCCAUGCAAUCAGCAUGGCUGGAAGUCCUGCCUGGUGCCAUCAAAUCCAGAACUGUAGAAGUGACUGCUGCUGAAAUCCGACCAGAGGUUCCUCAGGACCUUAGUGAGGACACCACUGAAAAUCUUCUGCUGGAGCCGGGAAACAUUUUGAAGCUGCGCUGCGAUACGAACACCCGGCCAGGCAUGGCGGUCAACUGGUACAAGGAAGGGGUCAGGCUGCUGCCCACACCCCGCACCCAGAUGCGUGGUGCUGUUAUGGAGAUCACAGGUGUGACGUAUGAGGAUUCAGGAUUGUAUGCUUGUGUUCUUCGGGGAACUAAAAAUCCUGUGAGGAACUUCACAAUCACUGUGGCAGACAUGCUAGGAUCAGGCGACGAUGAUGAGGACAACGGCUUGGAGGAUUCAUCUGCUGAAACUGAAAAGGAUCAAGUUUACUUCUCUAGAGGGCCCUAUUGGACCCACACCCAUCGUAUGGAGAAGAAGCUGUAUGCUGUUCCUGCAGGAAACACUGUGAAGUUUCGCUGCCCUGCUAUGGGGAGUCCAAUGCCAGCAAUUCGCUGGCUCAAAAACGGACGUGAAUUCAGAGGAGAGCACCGCAUCGGUGGAAUUAAGCUAAGGCAUCAGCACUGGAGCCUGGUGAUGGAGAGCGUUGUGCCCUCCGACAGAGGGAACUACACCUGCGUGGUGGUGAACAGAUAUGGAUCCAUUACUCACAGCUAUGUUCUUGAUGUUUUGGAGCGCUCCCCCCACAGGCCCAUCCUGCAAGCUGGUUUACCUGCCAACACCACAGCGGUGGUGGGCAACGAUGUUCAGUUCCACUGCAAGGUUUACAGCGACGCUCAGCCUCACAUUCAGUGGCUCAAACACGUCGAAAGGAACGGCAGCCGCUACGGUCCUGAUGGGACUCCCUACGUUCAGGUCCUCAAGACUGGCAGUCUGAACAUGUCCGAGGUAGAGGUGCUCUACCUGGUUAAAGUUACCAUGGAGGAUGCAGGAGAAUACACCUGCCUGGCUGGAAAUUCAAUCGGCUUUGCCUACCAGUCGGCCUGGCUCACCGUGCUUUCAGAAGAAGAAGCAGCUGAGUCCAUGGAGACCAUGGAGACCAAGUACACGGACAUCAUCAUCUACGCCUGUGGCUUCGUGGCUCUGAUCAUGGCCAUCGUCAUUGUGGUGUUGUGCCGGAUGCAGGUUCACCCACGAAGGGAGCCUUUCGACGCACUUCCUGUCCAGAAGCUCUCCAAGUUCCCUCUGCGCAGACAGUAUUCAGUGGAGUCCAACUCGUCUGGAAAGUCCAGUGCAUCUCUGAUGAGGGUGGCUCGACUCUCGUCCAGCUGUUCGCCAAUGCUAGCUGGCGUUAUGGAGUUUGAGCUGCCGUACGAUCCAGACUGGGAGUUCCCAAGGGAGAACUUGACACUGGGAAAACCUCUUGGAGAGGGCUGCUUUGGUCAGGUGGUCAGAGCCGAAGCUUUUGGCAUCAACAAGGACUUCCUGGAUCAGGCCACCACUGUAGCGGUCAAGAUGCUCAAAGAUGACGCCACAGACAAGGACCUUGCAGACCUCAUUUCAGAGAUGGAGCUGAUGAAAGUAAUGGACAAGCACAAGAACAUCAUCAACCUGCUGGGGGUCUGCACACAGGAUGGCCCCCUGUACGUGCUGGUGGAAUACGCCUCCAAAGGCAGUUUGAGGGAGUACCUGCGGGCCAGGCGGCCUCCAGGCAUGGAUUACACCUUUGAUGUGACUAAAGUGCCUGAGGAGCAGCUCACCUUCAAAGACCUGCUUUCCUGUGCCUACCAGGUGGCCCGAGGGAUGGAGUACCUGGCCUCUAAAAGGUGCAUCCACAGGGACUUGGCAGCCAGGAACGUCCUGGUGACGGAAGACAAUGUGAUGAAGAUCGCAGACUUCGGCCUGGCCAGAGGCGUCCACCAGAUUGACUACUACAAGAAAACCACCAAUGGCCGGCUGCCGGUGAAAUGGAUGGCACCAGAAGCUUUGUUUGACAGAGUCUACACCCACCAAAGCGACGUAUGGUCGUUCGGCGUCCUGAUGUGGGAGAUUUUCACGCUGGGUGGUUCGCCGUACCCCGGCAUCCCGGUGGAGGAGCUCUUUAAGCUGCUGAAGGAGGGUCACCGCAUGGACAAGCCGUCCAACUGCACACAUGAACUCUACACGCUGAUGCGUGAAUGCUGGCACGCUGUUCCCACCCAGAGGCCGACGUUCAAGCAGCUGGUGGAGGAGCUGGACAAAGCGCUGCUCUCCAUCUCUGACGAGUACUUGGACCUGUCCACGCCGUUCGAGCAGUACUCGCCGUCCUGUGAGGACACUUCCAGCUCCUGCUCCUCUGACAACGACUCCGUUUUUACGCACGACACGCUGUCCACCGACCCCUGCCUCCUGGCCUACCAGGACGUCCGCUCUCGGAUCGACCCCAAAACGGCUCUCCGAUAGACUCUGCUUCCUGCUGGCGCCUCACCGACGGUCGAAGCUGCGUUUCCCAACUUAAAGGUUUAAUUCUUAUUGGACUUUUCAUGGGAGCCCUUGGAUAGAAGCAGGUAUUUAUAUCCACACGGGGCACUGAGGCCAGCUGAGGAAAACGCAUGUAGCGUUCAGGAGAACAAGCUGAACUCUGCCGGCUUGAAACCGGCUGCUGACGGUGAAACAAGGCGGCGCUGCAGGAAAGACGCUGGAACUCAAACCCAUUCUGUGCUUUUUCUCGCCUCUGGAGAGGCGACGGACACAGACCUGCUUCACCAACCCAAAAACCAGGGCUGCAAACCUGAAGACGUUUUAAAGAAAAAUUAUUAUUUUGCUAUGAUAAAAAGUUAAGAAAUUGAUUGUUGAUAUAAAUUGCUCUACAUAAUAAUAUUUUACGUUUAUAUUGCUUAUUUAAAAAAGAAGAAGUCUUAAAUCUCAGGAUCUCUCACUCUAAGAAGUUGCUGUAAUGGCAGCAAAGUGCCUGAACUGAUGAUUUCCUGUGAAUAUAUUAGAAUAAUAAAAUAUUUUAUGUACAUAUCAGUGACAGAAAACAGCUAACUUCCACAAAUUAUUCUGAAUGAGAGAAAAAUGAUGUUAUUGUUGGGAAAAGGAGAGAAAAUGUUGACCUCAAAGUGCCAAACGUAUCCGAAGUUAUUCAGAGGUUGAGAAAGAAAAAAAGCUGGAGACGAUUUGAGAGUUUUACUUGAGAACUCUUGAAAUUAAAUCUUUUAAUUUUUAUUUUACCUGCAGCUCAGAGAAAAUGGAAGCAUAAAAACAGUUGAGGUUUUGAGUCUUUUUGAAUUUGAGAUUCAGUUUAAGCAGUUACUAUCUUACCUGUAGUAAAUAACACUAGGAAACUUCAUUUAGCUUUAAUCCAGAUUAGCUCACCUGAGGCUAAAGCUAACGGCUGAUAUGAGAAGGACAGAGACAGAAGUAGACUGGAGUGAGUCAAAACAACUCAUUUUGUGAAGAUAAUGUCUCAUAUUUAAGGAAAAAACAGGAUGAUUUAAGUAGAGAAUGUAGGUUGGAGGCGGUGCGCCAUGACUGAUUUUCCCCCGUGAAACAGUGAAACCCAUAAAUACCAAUAGAUACUCAUUCCUUCAGUUUGCAUUUUUAAUUUUGUUUAAGGCAACAACUUUCUGCUCCAAGAAGACAGAAAAUUAAAACAAAAUAAUGGGAAAAGUCCACAUACAUCUGGAGUUUCUGCGUAUACACAGACAGUGCUCACAAAUUUUAGCAGCACUGGAAUUCCGUACACCUCUGUUAGUACAAGCACUGGCAACAGUCAGUUGAAAUCAAUCAAGUUUUCCACUUUUCUGAUUGUCUGACUGAUAAAAGCAUAAAUUGUUGUGAAAAGCUGAAACAUUACUGUGAUUCCAGUGGACUGUAUUUUAUACAUUUUCCCUCAGUUAAAGUUUUGCACUAGACAAUUACUCUGACAGGAAAUGCUUCAUUCUCAGUCUGUGUUUCACACAGGAAGACCAAUGGUGGCGGACACGCCUCCAACGCAAAUAAUGAUAAGCUUCUUUCCUGCAAAUGUGGACAAUUUAAAGAUAUUUAUUUGUUUUGAGAUAUCAGGUGUCUCCAUAUGAAGCUGUUUAAUUUACUUACAUUUGUGCAUGUUUCACAAAGGACAGUUAUUGCUGGUGCACCACCUCCAUGCUUCAUUUUCUGUUAAUACUUAUCAGUUUCUUUGUAAACAAAGGUCCACUGUCACGAUAACGGCUUGUUCACUGCAAAAACACUAAAUCUUACCAAGUAGUUUUGGUCCAGUGUCUAGUUCAAAUAUCAUCGUUCACUUAAAAUAAGUCAAAACUAACUUACAAGUAACUUCUCAGCAAGAUAUAGGCGCUCGUUUCAAAUAAAUAAUUCCUUAAUAUUGAUUAAAAAGUUGUGGUUUUUUACUGGUAAAACGAACUGUUAUACAUGAAAUAAUCUGCCAGUGGAAACAGAAUUGGUUCGUUUCGUUUUAUUUUAAGUGUACUGAGACAUUUGGACAAAACAUACUUUGUGUGAUUUAGUGUUUUUGCAGUGUUGUUUUGAGACGUUAAAAUCUGCUUUGGUCUUGGUUAUUGUCCGACAUCAGAAACGUCUCAGCUUUUUACAGGAGCUCACCUCAGAAAUCUAAAUGAAAUGACUUCUGACGAAUCCCCAGAGCCACAAACUAUUUCUGCUAAUUUAUCCAUUUGAACAGAGAUGUGAACUUUCUGUGUUGUUUGUGUUCUUGAGAUUUAUGUCAAGAACACAUUGCAAAAAGAAAAACUUCUUACCAAGUAUUUCUGGUGUAGUUUCUAGUUCACUCAAAAUAAAAUAAAACUAACUUACAGGUAACUCUUCAGGAAGAAAUAGGAGUUCGUUUUAGGUCGAUAAUUAACAGUGCACUGCACUGUUACCUGGCAACCCCAGCUCAGCCCAGUCCGUUACCUAGCAACCCAGUUCUAGUUCCACUGGCAGAUUACCUCACUUAUGACAAGACAUGUUAUAAGAGAAGCAUAAAUAAUGGGCCAGUGGAACUAGAAUUUAUUGACUAGAGACCAGCUACUCCAUGUUGCUAAAAUGUUACUUGUACGUUAGUUAGUUCAUAUUUUAAGUGAAGUGAGAUAUCUGUUCUAAACUAGACCAAAUACUUGGUCAGAUUUGGUGUUUUUGCAGUGAAGGAGGACAAACAGUUAACGGAUCUGGCCCAAGCCCACUGUCAUGGCUGAUGGGGGGCCGUGUGAUUGAUUUCAAAUAGAGGAGUUGGGGGGCGCUCCAUUGUGUGACUGUAACCCUUCACCCGGCCCAAUCUGGCAGCGAGGGACGGCCGGGUCCACAGCCGGGCCGGACAAUGGGGGCUUUACCGGCUUAAUGGGUGUGACUAGAGACUGGAGUUGCUCUUUGGGUAGCUGGAGCUGCUGUGUAAAUGAAGAGGCUCUUAUUAUGCUAAUGUCUCCUUCAAACGUCCCAUAAGCCUCCUGUCUCUUUAAAUUACAAACCUUCAUUCGAAGCAGCUGUAGACAUUUCUCCUGUUUGAAAAACAAACAGCAGAAAAUAAAAAUGAAAACUUUUAUCCUC